CGUGCCGUCUUGUCUGUGUCCGGAAGGCAGCGGCGCGGAUCGAUAUUUCGCAGUUUUUCUGAAUCUUUUUUUGAUCGCAGUUUGACAGGUUUUCAGUAUGGAUGUUGCCACAGCAACCGCGGAGAAUGCCGGGGAGAUGGUGAAAGACGAGUUGGCCGAGAAAUGCCAGAAGUUAUUCCAGGCUUUCUUGGAGGAGUUUCAGACCGGGGAUGGGGAGGUGAAGUAUGUCCGUGAGGCCGAGGAGCUGAUCAGGCCUGAGAGGAACACCCUGCUGGUGAGCUUCACAGACCUGGAGGGCUUCAACCAGGAGCUGGCCACCACCAUCCAGGAGGAGUACUACAGAGUGUAUCCCUUCCUCUGUCGGGCCGUGCGCAACUUUGCUCGGGAUCAUGGGAAUGUUCCUCUCAACAAAGAGUUCUACGUUGCAAUCGAGGAUCUUCCCACCAGACACAAAAUCCGUGAGCUGUCCUCUGCACGUAUCGGCGCCCUGGUGAGGAUCAGUGGUCAGGUGGUGAGGACACACCCAGUACACCCUGAACUGGUGAGCGGCACCUUCCUGUGCAUGGACUGCCAGGCAGUGAUCAAAGACGUCCCUCAGCAGUUCAAAUACUCUCCCCCGACCAUCUGCAGGAACCCUGUCUGCAACAACCGCUCCCGCUUCCACCUGGACACACACAAAUCCAAGUUCAUCGACUUCCAGAAGGUGCGUAUCCAGGAGACACAGGCGGAGCUGCCUCGUGGUUCAAUCCCUCGCUCCCUGGAGAUCGUCCUGAGAGCCGAGGCUGUGGAGACGGCUCAGGCCGGAGACCGCUGUGACUUCACCGGGUCCCUCAUCGUCGUGCCGGACGUCUCUCAGCUCAGCACUCCUGGUGUGCGAGCAGAGACCAGUACCCGUGUAGCUGGAGGACCCCAGGGCUUUGAGUCUGAGGGUUUGAGAGGGCUGAAAGCUCUGGGAGUCAGAGAGCUGUCAUACAGACUGGCCUUCCUGGCCUGUAACGUGGCCCCGACUAACCCCCGAUUUGGUGGAAAGGAGCUGCGGGAGGAGGAGCAGACUGCAGAGAGCAUCAAGAGCCAGAUGACGGAGAAGGAGUGGGAGAAAGUGUUUGAGAUGAGCCAGGACAAGAACCUGUACCACAACCUGUGCACCAGCCUCUUCCCCACCAUCCACGGCAACGACGAGGUGAAACGCGGCAUCCUGCUGAUGCUGUUCGGAGGCGUCCCCAAGACGACCAUGGAGGGAACGUCUCUGAGAGGAGACAUCAACGUCUGCAUCGUUGGAGACCCGAGUACUGCCAAGAGCCAGUUCCUCAAGCAUCACUUCUCAGUCAGUCCCAGAGCAGUGUACACCAGCGGGAAAGCGAGCACCGCCGCAGGUCUGACAGCCGCCGUGGUCCGAGAUGAGGAGUCCCACGAGUUCGUCAUCGAGGCCGGAGCUCUGAUGCUGGCUGACAAUGGUGUAUGUUGCAUUGAUGAGUUUGACAAGAUGGACCUCAAGGACCAGGUGGCCAUCCAUGAAGCCAUGGAGCAGCAGACCAUCAGCAUCACCAAGGCUGGAGUCAAGGCCACCCUCAACGCACGCACAUCCAUCCUGGCUGCUGCCAACCCUGUCGGCGGGCGCUACGACCGCAGCAAGAGUCUGAAGCAGAAUGUCAAUCUGACGGCCCCCAUCAUGAGCCGCUUCGACCUCUUCUUCAUCCUGGUGGACGACUGUAACGAGGUGACGGACUACGCCAUCGCCAGACGUAUCGUGGACCUGCACUCCCGUGUGGAGGAGUCAGUGGACAGACUGUAUUCUCUGGAUGAGAUCCGCAGAUAUCUGCUCUUUGCCAGGCAGUUCAAACCUAAGAUCUCAAGCGAAUCUGAGGAGUUCAUCGUCGAGCAGUACAAGCGUCUCCGGCAGCGUGACGGCUCUGGCGGUGUGUCCAAGUCUGCCUGGAGGAUAACGGUGCGGCAGCUGGAGAGCAUGAUCCGCCUGUCAGAGGGCAUGGCGCGUAUGCACUGCUGUGAUGAGGUGCAGCCCAAACAUGUGAAGGAAGCCUUCCGUCUUCUGAACAAAUCCAUCAUCAGAGUGGAGACGCCCGACAUCAACCUGGAGCAGGAGGAAGAGCUGGAGGAGGAGGAGCAGCAGGAGGAAGGAAACAUCCCCAACGGUGUGAAUGGAGUGAAUGGCCAUGUGGAUGGUGUUAAUGGCAUUAAUGGCAUUAAUGGCCACGUUAAUGGGAUUAAUGGGCAUGUCAAUGGUGUGAACGGCCACGCUGAGCCUGGCAGCCAGAAACCGUCUCUCCGCCUGUCUUUCCCCGAGUACAAACGCAUCUCCAACCUGCUCGUCCUGCAUCUGCGUAGAGCGGAGGAGGCUGAGGAAGAGGAGGAGCUGAAGAAAAGUGCGGUGGUGAACUGGUAUCUGAAGGAGAUCGAGUCAGAGAUCGACUCGGAGGAGGAGCUCGUCAAUAAGAAGGGGCUGAUAGAGAAGGUCAUCCACAGGCUGGUGCACUAUGAUCACAUCCUUAUCGAGCUGUCUCAGGCGGGGCUGAAGGGCUCAGAGUCUGAGAGCCCAGAGGAAGGUGUCCUGGUCGUCAACCCCAACUACAUCCUGGAAGAUUAAACUCUUUUUCUCCACGCUCACAGCUUCCAUGACUUCUGAUAUUAAACCUUGGCAAUAAAGUUGAUGUUCUAGGUGUUGAAUAUGAAUGCUCAUAUGUAAUGCAUACAUAAUAGUAGCACUGGAGAUGCUAUUGAUGACUUGUUUUUUGAGUUUAUCAUCUCUACUGUAAAAAGAUUAGAUUCUGGGGCUCUUAAAGAAAAAACAUUUUUUACUUUGUCAAACUGACUAUUGUAAAUAUGCUGCUAUUUUUUCCAGUUGUUUGCUGGCUUCUGUUUGACUGAGGGAACUGCCUGAAUUGUGUACUUGCUAUUUGUUAUUGUAACUAUAUAUUAGAGGCAUACACUGCAGCUUACCUCCGUGGUUUCAAGUUUUGUCUUUUUGUAAAAUUAUGAUGUUGAAAAAUGUUGGUUGAAUAAAUAAAAUGUUGA
Messenger RNA from Seriola dumerili (greater amberjack), 3030 nucleotides. RefSeq names its product minichromosome maintenance complex component 6 (gene mcm6). Bases 98 to 2602 code for a protein of 834 amino acids. Gene Ontology annotation, cellular component: MCM complex; nucleus. Gene Ontology annotation, molecular function: ATP binding; single-stranded DNA binding; single-stranded 3'-5' DNA helicase activity. The transcript is spliced from 18 exons. Gene Ontology annotation, biological process: double-strand break repair via break-induced replication; mitotic DNA replication; DNA replication initiation. Lineage: Eukaryota; Metazoa; Chordata; Actinopteri; Carangiformes; Carangidae. The record is from RefSeq and is a predicted model, not a curated record.